AAACGCAAAUAUACAUCACUUUCAACCACAAAGAUGAUGGCGCGGCUAGCAAUUGUCCCGUUCACCUACAGUCUAUCUUUGAUAUACUUUCCCGUGUCCCCUACCGGUCACAUGGAGUAGACAGCUCCCCGAAGGAUAUCUCGAGCGAGUUAGAAGGGAGCUUAUUUGAAAUCUGCAGAACCAUUCACAAUUACUCGUUCGACAUUUUUGCGUAUCGCGUUAACAAGCGCAAGCACAAGCUUUCCGACAUUCGGAGGUACAUUGAACAGGAUGAGCAUCAAUUCAAUUCGCGCCAGCGUUCCAAGUUGUUGGGGUUCUUAUCGCAUUAAUUUUAUAUGCGGGCUUGUAAAGACGUAUUCGUUCUGGAAGAAGAAUGGCCUUCUUCCCAAAGAAGGGCUUGCUGACAAUGCGGUUACAUUGCUUGACCACGUGGAUGCAUGGCUGGCUGACACCCACGGCAUAGGUUUCCGGCUUCGACGUUGGGCGGUGAAGAUCAUGUCGUUUGUGAUCUCGGCCAACAGGCUCUUUACCUUGACCCAGUCGCGCCGCCUCCGCAAAUUUCUAGAUGGGACCUUCGUAAUUAAACUCCUUCCAUGCCCAGCCACGACUCCGUAUCGUUGCAAUCUUUCUUCAGAGAACAUACGAGUGGCUCUGGAUGCCGCGCUGCACCAAACCAAAUACUCUACUGCGGAGUGGGAUGAGGAGCGCGAAUCGUUCACUGUGUUGCUUCGGGAUAAACUGGAGGAUUCGGAGGCGUGCCGGAAACCCACGGUCCACGCUGAGCUAGUCAUGAUUACAGCAUUGUUCAAGGGCGAACUCCAGGAAGUUUUACCCUACAUCGGGGUCUCUAAACUUUCCUGCAUGAUGUGCAUCCAUUAUAUCCAGGCCCUCAAUGAGGUUACGGGAAAACGGAUCGCUGUCAAAGGUUCUCAUCGAAAGGCUUACCCUGGGUGGUCCUGGCCCAGUCUUCCUUCCCACGACAGGGAAGUUCGUAGAGCCCUUUUACACCUUAACAGACAGCAGCUCUGGAGCGAUUUCAACUUGCAUGUAGAAUCCCGUAGAGGUUCCAAUAGCAGCAUGGGAUAUGGCGUUCCGGGAUUUGAAACAGUUGCAACGGAGGAUGAUAUUAGAGCAAUAUUCUCUCUUGAACUCGGUCGUCCUGUCGAUGCCCUUCGUCUGUAUGUGUAAAGUUGUGCUCAGCGAAAUUGCAAAUGAUUCCCGCUACUCUGUAGCGGGUCUUGCGUGCACAAACUGAAUACCUGAGCACCAUUAUUGGUUAUUCCCCUUUUUACCUCAUCUUUCUGACACUCCAGAUUACCUCA
Molecule: messenger RNA, 1322 nt
Organism: Cantharellus anzutake
Lineage: Eukaryota; Fungi; Basidiomycota; Agaricomycetes; Cantharellales; Hydnaceae
Exons: 3
Coding region: 271-1188 (305 amino acids)
Source: RefSeq, a predicted model, not a curated record